Molecule: messenger RNA, 1446 nt
Organism: Pseudonaja textilis
Lineage: Eukaryota; Metazoa; Chordata; Lepidosauria; Squamata; Elapidae
Gene: NSUN4
Product: NOP2/Sun RNA methyltransferase 4
Biological process (GO): rRNA methylation
Cellular component (GO): mitochondrial large ribosomal subunit
Molecular function (GO): RNA methyltransferase activity
Source: RefSeq, a predicted model, not a curated record
UGAUACCGUCGUUGAGCAUGGCGGUUUUACACCAGGCAAACGGGAAGCGGUUACUCCUGCGGUAUUUGCGGAACGCCUUUUUUUACCCCUCGGGGCCCCGCCGGCAUCGUCAUUACAAGAAGAAAUGGGCAGCCACUGAUCCUCGGACAACUAAUACCAGAGUGGCCCUCCAGGUCUUUGACAUGAAUUAUGGAGACCAGUUUGGCAGCCUCUGGCCCUCAAUUCGCAUCAGUCUCCUGUCGAUGCAAAAAUAUGGGGCCCUAGUCAACAAUUUCUCUGAUGUAGAACAAGUCAUUCAGAGUCUGGAAGAUAUGAGUGCAGUAGAUUUUGUCCAAGAAUCUCAGAAAGUCACCGAGGAAUUAGAUUCCUCCAUUGAAGAAAAUGACAGUGUGCCAAGUUCAUCUCCACAAAUUCAGACAAAACUUUCAAAGACUCAAGAACAGCAUUUUCUUAAUGUCAAUCAUAACAUCAAAUGUUACACAUUCCCCAAAGGAGACAUCAGUCGUUUCCGUCAAACUAGACCAGACAUCAUAGGAAUUCUUGGUUACUAUCUCCUGGAUGCUGCCUCAAUUUUACCUGUUUUGGCUCUCAAUGUACAGCCUGGAAACAUAGUCCUUGACCUUUGUGCAGCCCCAGGUGGAAAGACACUGGCACUUUUACAGACCAGGUAUUGUUGUGAGCUGACAGCCAACGAUCUCUCUAUGUCUCGCACAGUCCGGCUACGUAAUGUCCUUCGCAGCUAUCUUCCCAAAGAAAUCCAAAAUACAGUGCGGGUUACUUCAUCGGAUGGAAGAAACUGGUGUCAUACAGAAACUGGUACUUAUGAUAAGGUACUUGUUGACGUGCCAUGCACAAAUGAUCGAAAGUCAGUCUUAGAAGAAGAUAACAAUAUAUUCACAUAUGCAAGAAAAGGGGAACGUCAGAUGUUGCCAAUGCUCCAGCUGCAACUGCUCGUAGCUGGAGUACUUGCUGCUAAGCCAGGAGGAGAAGUGGUGUAUUCCACAUGCACUCUGUCUGAGCUCCAAAAUGAGUAUGUGGUUGAGAGAGCAGUGGAGUUACUAAAUAUCCAGUACAGCAUCAGUGUGAGAGUAGAGGACCUGAGCCAUUUUCGGAGACUGUUCCAGAACACAUUUUCUUUCUAUUCAAAUUGUAGGCUUGGAGAACUAAUCCUGCCCCACCUCACAGCUAACUUUGGACCCAUGUAUUUUUGCAAAUUGCACAGAAUGAAUUAGAUUGAAGAAAGAAAGUGAAAAAGGAAGAAAGGGAUUUCCCAUGUAUUAUUAAACAUCUCUUCAAAAGAUGUAAUUGAAUUUACAAAAAGCCACAGAUAUUUUGUUUUGUAAGUUACAGGCCUGGGCCCUUUACAUGUCAUUCAAUGCCUGUUCUUUGCAAGGAAGUACUUAUCUGCAUGGGUAGUCUUACCAGAAUGAAAUUCCGUUUACAUGC